Molecule: messenger RNA, 2599 nt
Organism: Cebus imitator (Panamanian white-faced capuchin)
Lineage: Eukaryota; Metazoa; Chordata; Mammalia; Primates; Cebidae
Gene: UBAC2
Product: UBA domain containing 2
Exons: 9
Coding region: 331-1509 (392 amino acids)
Molecular function (GO): serine-type endopeptidase activity; protein binding
Source: RefSeq, a predicted model, not a curated record
AAGGGACCGCCCGAAAAGAAAGAACGCGCGUGGAAGGCGCCGGGCGUCCAGUCUCGGGAGAGGUUUGAGGCUGCGCUCAUGUCCAGCGCCGAAAAUCCAGAAGAAUCCGCAGCCAUUUGCGUAACCACCAGGUGUGAGGUGGCACUGGACACAAACGUGAGGCUCCCGGGAGCUACACCUCCGCCGCCUGAGAGCCAUCCCUUUUUACCUCACGCGGCUCUGGCAGCCGUCGUUUCUACCUGAAGAGCUGGCCCCUCCCCUCCGGACGCACUUCCCUUCCCCGGCAGGAAGAAGGGCGCUGACCCAAGGGGCGCACGCCCCUGGCUGCGCAUGCGUUAUUCGUCAGCGGCGAGUGGCCUCGCGGCGCCGGAUUCACCGCCCCGCCGGGGGUGCGCCUGCGCGGUCGCCUGGGCUCCCACCUCAGCUUCCCCUCCCCCUGGUCCCCGCGGGGGCUCAGAGCCCGACGGGACCAUGUUCACCAGCACCGGCUCCAGUGGGCUCUACAAGGCGCCCCUGUCGAAGAGCCUUCUGCUGGUGCCCAGUGCCCUCUCCCUCCUCCUGGCCCUUCUCCUGCCUCACUGCCAGAAGCUCUUUGUGUAUGACCUCCACGCAGUCAAGAAUGACUUCCAGAUUUGGAGGUUGAUAUGUGGAAGAAUAAUUUGCCUUGAUUUGAAAGAUACUUUCUGCAGUAGUCUGCUUAUUUAUAAUUUUAGGAUAUUUGAAAGAAGAUAUGGAAGCAGAAAAUUUGCAUCCUUUUUGCUGGGUUCCUGGGUUUUGUCAGCCUUAUUUGACCUCCUCCUCGUUGAAGCUAUGCAGUAUUCCUUUGGCAUCACUGCAGCUAGUAAUUUGCCUUCUGGAUUCCUGGCACCUGUGUUUGCGCUGUUUGUACCAUUUUACUGCUCCAUACCGAGAGUCCAAGUGGCACAAAUUCUGGGCCCGUUGUCCAUCACAAACAAGACGUUGAUUUAUAUAUUGGGACUACAGCUUUUCACCUCUGGUUCCUACAUCUGGAUUGUAGCCAUAAGUGGACUUAUUUCAGGUCUGUGCUACGACAGCAAAAUGUUCCAGGUGCAUCAGGUGCUCUGCAUCCCCAGCUGGAUGGCAAAAUUCUUUUCUUGGACACUUGAACCCAUCUUCUCUUCUUCAGAACCCACCAGCGAAGCCAGAAUUGGGAUGGGAGCCACGCUGGACAUCCAGAGACAGCAGAGGAUGGAGCUGCUGGAUCGGCAGCUGAUGUUCUCUCAGUUUGCACAAGGGAGGCGACAGAGACAGCAGCAGGGAGGAAUGAUCAAUUGGAAUCGUCUUUUCCCUCCUUUACGUCAGCGACAAAAUGUAAACUAUCAGGGUGGUCAGCAGUCUGAGCCAGCAGUGCCCCCUCCUCUAGAAGUUUCCGAGGAACAGGUCGCCCGGCUCAUGGAGAUGGGAUUUUCCAGAGGUGAUGCUUUGGAAGCACUCAGAGCUUCAAACAAUGACCUCAAUGUUGCCACCAACUUCCUGCUGCAGCACUGAUAGUCCCAGGCCAGCACUGGGACCGGACUGGCCACCAGCUGACAGUGCAUGGUCCCACCAUCAGAUCAGCCUGGGGACUGAGCACCUCUGGUGCUGAUGUUCCUGUGGGGAGAGGGAGGUUCCACCGCACCCCCACCCUCAACCCCAAGACUGUUGCCAUUAUAGCAUCGAAAUAAGUUUGCCAUUACAUUAGCAUGUAUUUUCUAUCUAUAUUUUUUUAUUGGGCAUUUUCCCUAGGUUGGAGAGUCAUUACUUGUUUUGAAUGUGUUUAAAAAUGCAUUAAAAUGGAAGAUUUCUGCAGGCAGUUGAAUGGCACUCCAGAUGGGGAAUUGCUGUGACCCUCUUACUGUGUAACACGUCAUUUCCUGUGUCGUGAUGGGAGAGAGUAAUGUUAUUUCACAAAGGACGUGUCAGAUCCUUCUUCAUGGACUUUUUUAGUUACUGUUUUUUGUUUUUUUUUUCUCUCAAACUUGUUUUCAAAUCUCCUGGGGGAUGAGGGAGAAACGGGGAGUUGAACUUUCCCCCGUGCUGUUCCAGGCCAGUACCUUCUCCUGCAUCUGGUAACAAAGUAUGGUGAUAACCAUGUGCUGGUUCAAGGUUCUGGAAUUCUCCAUGAACUUGGGUUAAUUUUGCUCAGAAUAUCCAGAGUUGGCCACUAGGCUGUGGGUGAAAUGGGAUGGAGAGGAAGAACAGCAGGCUUUCUGAAGCCACGUGGACUGACUAGGGAGCUUUGUGGCUGACGCAGGCUCAGCCGGGGAAGAGGAAAAAUGAUCCUUAGCCUGCCCCGUCCCUGUGGCAGGCUAACUGUCUGGCCCUCCUAGCUCGCAGCCAGCCAGCUCCUCUGGCAGCAGGUUCUCCCCAGGUCUUGGGUCUUGAACCUGCGGCAGCAGGAGGCAAGGCACACUGUGGAGGACAGGGCUCAGGUCAGGGAGAGGAGAGGCAGGGGUGGACCGCUGUGAGCAUGAAAAGACCAGAAGCAAGUUGACUCUUGCAAUGCGCAAUUGUUAUGUUCUGCAAAAUGAGCAGUGAUGUAUCAAAUUGAUGCAAAUUUAGAUGUUGAUACUUACAAUAAAGUUUUUAAUGUGUUUUA